AUGCGAGGAAGCCCGCGAUCGAGGCCACAUCGCUGCUGCGUCAAUUGGAUCGCCCAGUCCCGGCGCUGGAUCGCGGAUGAAGCGCCCCGCUGCUUGGAUUCCAGCGCCCACUGCAUCGCCGCGAUCAAGGAUUGCCGGGACGCGCGCGCAUUGGGCGAUGGGCGGCGAAUUCACGACGCAAUCACGAAGAAUGGCCUCGAUCGCGACGCGCUGGUGGGGAAUUUUCUCAUCCAGAUGUAUGGGAGAUGUGGCGCCGCCCAGGAUGCUAGAUCCGCGUUUGAUCGCAUCGCCCAGCCGACAUCUUACUCGUGGAAUUUGCUCCUCGCAGCAUUUGCCCACAACGGGCAUUUGCUGGAAGCUCAAACCAUCUUUAGGGCGAUGCCAUGGCCGGAUACUGUGUCCACGAAUAUCAUGAUCGCAGCCUAUGGACAAAACGCGCGACUCGAUCUAGCGCUUGAGCUGUUCUGGAAGAAUCGAGAGAGGGAUCUUGUCUCUUGGAAUUCGAUGCUCGCAGCAUUUGCCAAGAACGAUCGCGGAGAAGAAGCGCUCGAGCUCUUCCGGGCUAUGGAUCUCGAGGGCUUCCAGCCCAACAAGGUGAGCUUCGUGAGCCUUCUCCACGCGUGUUCUUCGAUUAGAUCCUUGAGCUUGGCGACGAUCCGGAUGAUCCAGUGCCUGAUGGCGCCGUAUGGCUAUGAGAUCGAUGUGAUCCCCGCCACCGCGCUGCUAAAUCUCUUUGGGCGAUGCGGCGCCACCGCCGAGGCCAAGAGGAUCUUCGAUCGAAUUCCAUCGCCCAAUGCGGUCUCGUGGACGACGAUGCUGGUGCUGCUCUUGCGGAGUGGCGAUCUCGCCAGCGCGAUGGAGCUCUUCGAUCGCAUGCCCUGGAGAAGCGUCGUCUCCUGGAACGCGAUGAUCUCGGCGAUGGCGGGCAGGGAUCUGGCAGAGCCCAAGAAAUUCUUCGAUGCGAUGCCCGCCUACGAUAGCGUGUCUGUGAAUUCGAUGCUCGCGGCCUACUCCCACCAUCCCGGAGAGAUCGAUCGAAUGCGAGAGCUCUUCCACCGAAUGUCGUGGCACAGGAACACGAUCUCCUGGAACACGAUGAUCGCCGGCUACGCGCAAGCCGGGAACCUCCACGAAUCGCUCGUCCUCUUCAAGACAAUGCUGCUCCAUGGCGAGACGGUGAAUCAAAUCACCUUGGUGGCCAUCAUCGACGCCUGCGCCGCCGCGCCUGAUCUCCACGAAGGCCGGAAGCUCCACGCCCUGGCCGCCGCGGAGCUAGGGUUCUUCACCGCCAUAGCCAAUGUUCUCAUCAAGCUCUACACCAAUUGCGAGAGACUGGAAUAUGCCAGGGACAUUUUCGAAUCCCUGGCGCGCCCUGACGUGGUGUCCGUGACGGCCAUGAUCACCGCAUACGGACGGAUGGGAUGUGCCCACGAGGCCAAGCGGAUAUUCGAUGCCACGCUGGAGCACGACGUGAUUACGUGGACCGCCAUCGUUGGCACACUUGCCCACAAUGGGCAUCUUGACCAAGCCGAGAACCUGUACGGCAGGAUGCCCUUAUGGGACCAAAUGGCCAGCAACACUAUGGUAGUAGCGUACGGGCAAAGCGGUCAUUUAGAUCAAGCUAAACAGCUCUUUGUAAAAAUGCCCAAGAGAAACGCAGUAAGCUGCAACGCUUUAAUCUCUGCAUUUACCGCUAAUGGGCAUGCGGAAGACGCUGUAAAGAUGCUCCCUUUGAUGGAUCUCGAGGGCCAGGAACCCAACAAGAUCACAUUCCUCGCAAUUAUCGAUGCCGCGGCGGUCAACGGUGCUGUCGCCGAGGCUCUGCUGGUCCACGCGGCGGCCAACGAGUCCGGGCUCCUCCAGGAGCACACGGAGCUGGGGACGUCGCUGGUCAACAUGUACGGCCGGUGCGGUAGCGUUUUGACCGCCCACCGAGCGUUCAACGCCAUAUUGACCAAGUCGUAUAUCUCCUGGAACGCUCUCAUCACGGCAUAUGCGCAGAAUGGGCAUGCUGAGGUGGCGGGCGAUCUCACGAGAGCCAUGGAACUCCACGGCUACGCCUCAAACGAGGUUACUUUCCUCUCGAAUCUGUUCGCGUGUAGCCACGCGGGGAUGCUCCAAGAAGCUUGGAACCUCUUCGUGUCGAUGCAAAGUGACUAUGGGAUCACACCCCAGAUGGAUCACUACUGCUGCGUGGUUGAUUUGCUUGGGCGAUCCGGGACGAUGGAGGAGGCGGGCGAUUUGAUCGGUAGCAUGCCGAUCGAGCCCAGCGUUGUGGGGUGGAAGACGCUGCUGGGAGCGAGCAGAGUUCACAGCGAUGUCGAGCAAGGAUUGGUGGCGAGUUGCAAGUGUGUUGAUGAGAGUGAUUCUUCGGUGUUUGCGUUGAUGUCCAAUGUGUAUACAAACUGA
This is a messenger RNA of Selaginella moellendorffii, 2409 nucleotides long. RefSeq names its product pentatricopeptide repeat-containing protein At4g02750-like. The record is from RefSeq and is a predicted model, not a curated record. Lineage: Eukaryota; Viridiplantae; Streptophyta; Lycopodiopsida; Selaginellales; Selaginellaceae. Gene Ontology annotation, molecular function: RNA binding; protein binding. Bases 1 to 2409 code for a protein of 802 amino acids. Gene Ontology annotation, biological process: RNA modification. The transcript has a single exon.